Molecule: messenger RNA, 858 nt
Organism: Papaver somniferum (opium poppy)
Lineage: Eukaryota; Viridiplantae; Streptophyta; Magnoliopsida; Ranunculales; Papaveraceae
Exons: 1
Coding region: 1-858 (285 amino acids)
Source: RefSeq, a predicted model, not a curated record
AUGAGAUACUACUUUAUAGGGAUACCACUAACUUGUUCUGAACUCAAUUUCCAUGACCGUAUGCAAAUCAGAAGAUCUUUAUUUCUUAGAAUCAAAGAUGAUAUGUGUCAAAUUGAUGAAGAGUGGCCUCAAGGUAUAGAUUCACUAGGAAUCCCCGGUCACUCACCACAUAUGAAAACCUUAGCUUGUAUUACACUACUCGCUACGGGGGUUGCGGGGGACACCAUCGAUGAUAAUGCGAGAAUGGGUAAAACAACCUUAUACAAAUACUUGAAGAGGUUUGUUAGAAACCUAGUUGCACUUUAUAAGAAUACUUACUUACGAAGGACUACACAAGACGAUAUUGAUCGGUUAUUGGCGGAGAAUGAAGCAAGGGGUUUCCCAGGAAUGCUUAGGAGUGUAGAUUGCAUGCAUUGGCCUUGGAAGAAUUGUCUUUCGAGUUGGGCGAAACAUUACGCAUCUUACAAAACUAUACUGACAAUUGUGUCAGAGGGGAUUGCUCCAUAUGAUUUAUGGUUUCGGCAUGCUUAUUUUGGGCCGCCCGGUACAAACAAUGAUCUUAAUGUGCUAAAUUCGUCUCCGUUAUUCGAUGAUAUAUUCAAUGUAAGUGCCAUAAAUUUUCAAUUUCGAGUAGAUGGUACAAGAUAUAACAUGGGUUAUUAUUUGGCGGAUGUAAUAUACCCAAAAUUAUCAACUAUUGUUGAAUCUUAUAAACGUACAAACACCAAGAAAGAAAAAUAUUUUACUAAGAUGCAAGAAGCGGCUCGAAAAGAUGUUGAACGGGCAUUUGGAAUUUUACAAGCAAAGUGGAAUAUAGUAAGAGGUCCAGUGGAAUAUUGGGAUGAAGAGGACUUAUAA